CCUUACUAAUCCUAUUGAGGCAAAGAAAAAGCCUCGCUUACUAACAAAUUGAGUUCUGCAUUAAAUUGAGUUGUAGUUAAAUGAAAACUCAGCUUCAUUGGGAUGAAAAUAUUUUUCUUUUCCCGUGGACCAACAACUAUGGCUUCUUAAAAAAUACUUAGAAAUAAGAGUAUUAACUAGCCGCAAAGAUCUUUGCCAUUUACUGUUCGUAUAACAUGUUUAACUUUUUAUCUUUUGGGAUAUUUUAAUUUUCACGAUAUAUACUAUUAGUGCAUAAUUUGGCCUUGUUACUAAAUUUUGUAACAUAAUCUGAUAAUUACAAUGAUGCCACUUUUUGUCGUUAAUAUCUUCUGCCUAUGUUAAGUGAUCUGUUCUGACUAUUUUUUUUCUGUCCUUAAUUCUUUCCAUUGACGGUGUUUUUCUGGGUUUAUUGUUCAAUAAAAUCCAGACACUUUCUCUCUGCUUCUGGUGCCUCUGUGGUCAUAUAGCAAUUGAAAUAUAAAUAGAGCAUCUUUUUGCAAUCUUGCUGUGUUGAAAAGCUUCUUUUCUGUCUUAUGUAUCAAUGAUGAAUUCAACCACGUGGAUUAAGUAGAGGUUGGACAGUGGGUGGCACUCAGAUUGACUUACAUGAUCCACGACUUCUUGCAAUGGCUGCCGCUGAACGCCGUCUUCUAGACGCUGACUAUGAUGAAUAUGCUGAUUCAAAUGCUAGUGGAGCUGCAUUUUGUCGUUCUGCUGCUUUAAUAUUAAUGGCCCUUCUGUUAUUGAGGCAUGCUCUGACCAUUGGAAAUGCUGAUGAGGAUGAGGAUGAUGUUUCCGUUUUUUUCUCCCUUUUCCUACUCCGUGCUGCCGGUUUUCUUUUACCUUGUUACAUUAUAGCUUGGGCUAUCGGUAUAUUGCAGCGUCGCAGGCAAAGGCAGUAGGCAAGUGGUUAUAUACAUUGUGGAAGUUACUGAAUGGCCAUCUUGAGCAUGAGAAUGACAUCACUACUACUUUCAAUAUGCAAGUUUUGAGGUUCCGCUGUGAUUUCAGGACUCCAUUUUCACUACUGGUUAAGUUGAAUUAAUAAGGAUCAGAGAAUGUCAUUUUGUCAUGAUAAAAAAUUAUGGAAACUAAUAGCAGGUUCAACAUUUGAGAAUAUUGGUUGUGUUCGACUUGCAGUGUAACCAACAUUUGGGUCCCGUUUCUUGUAGACACUUAAAAGUUAUAUGUAGCAUUUUUCCUUACUAAUUACAUGACUCAUCUAAAGGUUAGU
Messenger RNA from Nicotiana tabacum (common tobacco), 1255 nucleotides. The record is from RefSeq and is a predicted model, not a curated record. NCBI's taxonomy places the organism in Eukaryota, Viridiplantae, Streptophyta, Magnoliopsida, Solanales, Solanaceae.